CACUGAACGCUCUCUAGAGUGUAAGCUUCUUGCCUAACGGGUCUGCCGGCCCAAUAAACCGGAUCCCAACUGCCGCGUGCCUUGUAUUGGCGGCUUCUUCUUUAAUCUACAAAAUGCUAAAUGAUUUAUUGGCAUCAUUUAAAGGAGAAGUAAACCAGGUUACAGUACGGAACUGGUGUCCCAGGGCUGCCUACCUACCUACCUACUAACCACAAUGGGUACAGUGAGAAGGUUGCAGAUGUCUCCUUUCUGGCUCUUCUGUCUGCUCUUCAUUGCUGGGUUUGCUUUCAGGUUCCUGUGGAUGAAGGUUCCACCUACCCCCCAAUGGCAUUAUUGGUUGCACACAGCCCCACAUAUUAAUUCUUCCCCUGCUUCAGUGGAGCAAGAACUUCAGACCCUGAUGAAGGUGAUUGAGUGGCCGGUGCCUCCGGGCCCCACAGAGUAUAAUUUCUCCACCAGUCCAUUGACCACAGAGUUCCAGCUGCUGUUCCCACGUGGCGCCUAUUAUGUUGGAGAAUAUGUAGAAGUUCUCAUCACAGCGCGGGACCACGGGGGCCGACCAAAAGCCUACGGAGGGGAUUACUUUCAGGCCAAACUGCACUCCCCAACGCUGAAAGCAGGAGUAACUGGCUCAGUCACAGACCAUAGGAACGGCACCUACACGGCCUCCUUCCUGCUGCUCUGGCCGGGGCAAGUGGAGAUCUCCAUAAGGCUUGUCCAUUCCAGUGAGGCCAUAGCCGUCCUCAAAGACAAGAGGGAGACGCGUCCUGACAAGGUCUACUUCAACGGAUACUUUGAUGGAACCAACGAAACAAUGGAAUGUAAUGUAGAACUGGCAGGAACUGAUAUCUGUGAAUAUCCUGACCCACAGACGGGAGAGUCAUGGUUCUGCAAGAAGCCAAAACAGAUUCCCUGCAACGCAUAUAAGGGACAUUCAUCAGGACCAUCACGAGACAUUCUUACCCCAGAAGAAGCAUCAUUGCUAGAUACGUCUGUAAAGGAGAAGCCGAUUUCAUCCAAAGUUGGAGCAUUUAUGGUGUUGCCCCCAAAAAACAACAACACGGAUUAUAGGGGAAUUUGCUCCUCGGGGCUUCCAAUCCCAGAGCCUUCUGGGUUCUAUUACCAGGACUUGUGGCAGUCCCGUGUCUGCAGGAACAGAGCUUUCCCGACUCCUCCUGACGUUACUGACUGUCUAUCCGGGAAGGUCAUUUAUAUGUUUGGGGACUCAACGACUCAACAGUGGUGGAAUUUUCUGUUGAGUUUUAUUCCAACGCUACAGAGACAAGAGCUCCACAUGAAGCCUCCAGCCCCACAGUUGGCCAUAGACCCAACACAUACAUUUGCAGUACAAUGGCAGGCCCACCAGAAGCCACUGACCAUGCAGUAUUCUGAUAAGGAGGAGUUGCAUUACAUUGCCAAUGAACUGGACAGGAUAGGGGGCAGCAAAGAAGGGCUGGUGGUUGUUAUAAAUUGCUUGGCCCAUUUUGUCUCAUUACCACUUCGAUUUUAUAUCAGGAGACUCCGUACCAUCCGGGAAUCUGUGCUGCGGCUAAUGAAACGGAAUCCAAUAGCCAAGGUCUUCAUCAAGUCUGGUAACACGGGAUACUUGUACACCCACGGCAGUGAUUGGCUGUCCCUUCAGUUGGACACGGUAAUGAGGGCCAUGUUCUCCGGGCUGCCUGUUACUAUACUGGACGCUUGGCAGAUGACUUCCUGCCAUUAUGAGCCCCAUUACCUGCACCCCGGACCGGUCAUUGUAAAGAAUGAGAUUGAUUUAAUGUUGUCUUUCAUUUGUCAAAAAUGAGACUCAUUAGUGGCCAAUAACAUUUCUGCUCAGAGCCUCUGUAGCCAAUGUAAGUGGCGAAAGCCCAAACCCUUGUGUUGUCAGGGGAUUAUCCAGCUACUCAUUGGCUUCCUUGGUUAUUUCUGAUAAGCCAAACGCUUUUCAUUCAUUUCUCCAAAUCAACUGUUGGUUACAGAGGGUUCAAGCUUCCCUGAUGUUUUCUCCAAAUAUUUUUACCCGUUUCUUCUCAGUGGAACCAAGGCACCAACUUCUCAAUGAAUUGGAGUUUUUACACCAGUCAAGACCCAUGGUAUUUUUAAGAGUUGCCCUUUCAAAAUGGCAGCCAUGGCAGGAAUGUUAUUGAGAUUCUAGGGGAAACCCUGCCAAGCAGAAUAAACCCAUAACCUCCCUUGGUAACGUCUUGGUUACUGAACUUCAAGCUAGAGCCUGUACCAACAUACGGGUACCAGCCAUCUCAUGAGCAUCUCCAUAACAUGGGACUCUCUGCAGAAGUGGGUAGGGGUCAUUCCCUUGUACAACACAACGGGGACCUUUCUACGUUCAAUAUUAACAAGCUUUUGUUGGACAUUAAGACUGCCAACCAAUAAACCCAACAUGGACUCAACAUCUACCCAUACAAUGAUCUGGAGGUCUAAUAAGAAGAACAGACACAAAACCACUGAGCAAUCAUAAAGUCCCAAUCUGUUACUGCUUUAUUAUUAUUUUUUUUUUAAGUAAAGAAUACAAAUUU
Molecule: messenger RNA, 2534 nt
Organism: Xenopus tropicalis (tropical clawed frog)
Lineage: Eukaryota; Metazoa; Chordata; Amphibia; Anura; Pipidae
Gene: nxpe3l.2
Product: neurexophilin and PC-esterase domain family member 3 like gene 2
Exons: 7
Coding region: 215-1804 (529 amino acids)
Source: RefSeq, a predicted model, not a curated record